UUCAGCCCAUGGCGUCACUUGUCAGUCUCAGCCCAAAAUAACCCAAAGGCAGCACGACGCGAGGCUGCCAGCGUCCUAGUGACUGGGCACAAACGUUCGCCUUCUCUCAUGCUGAUUUGCAAACAAAAAGCGCUACCGUAGGAUGAGUCGCCCCGGUGAAUGACUUGAUGCGGCUGUGAGUUCCCUCUUCUUCUUGAUUUAUUUCCUCGCCGUUGAGAAUGGUGCGCAACGUGGACGACCUCGACUUCUGCCUGCCGUCGCACCCGCAGACCAUACUGGAGGGCCUGCGCUCCCUGUGCUCUCAACCCAAGAUGGUGGACGUGACGCUGAGCGCCGGGGGCCGUGACUUCCCGUGCCACCGAGGGGUCCUGGCCCUCUGCAGCGCCUACUUCGGAAGCAUGUUUUCGGGUGACUUCGUCGAGAGCAUCGCGGCCCGUGUGGAGCUCCAAGAAGUCGACCCGGAUAUACUGGGCUGUCUGCUGGACUUUGCCUACACGGGCAAGCUGACCAUCAACCAGAGCAACGUGGAGGGUCUGAUCCGCACCUCCAGCCGGCUGCAGUUCCAGACAGUCCGCGCUGUGUGCACGCGCUACCUCCAGCAUCAGAUCGACGCUACCAAUUGCCUGGGCAUCCUGGAGUUCGGCGAGAUCCACGGUUGCCCCGAGGUGGUGGCCAAGGCGCGGGCCUUCCUCUUAGAGAACUUUGAGGCAGUCCAGAUGAGCGAGGAGUUCUUACUCCAGGAGAAAAACCGCCUGGUCUCCUGCCUGAGCCACGACGGCCUCCAGAUCCGAUGCGAGCGUACCCGCGUGGAGGCCGUGGUCAAGUGGGUCGGGCACCGGCAGGAGCCACGUUUGGCCCAUAUGCCGGAGCUUCUGGGCCUGUGCAGACUGGAGCUGCUCGAUCGGGAUUACCUGAGAGGGACGCUGAUGCAGGACCCUCUGGUGCAAUCCUCGGACGGCUGCAGGGAGGUGUUGGAGAAGGUCCACAUGGAGACAAUGCAUUUGGCUGCGGAGUGCGCGGGCACUGCGGACGGCCAAAGUCCGCAGCCCAACUUGCAGGAAGUCCUCUUCGUCAUGGGGGGUCGCUCCCUGGAUGACGACUCCGACGAUGACGAUUCGGACGACGAGGACGGCGAGCGAGCGAGAGCGAGAGAGCGCAGAGCUCAGCCCAGGAACUGCGCCUUCUACAACACCAAGACAAAACAGUGGCACGAGCUCCCGAAUUUCCCCAACCCCAACAAAUGGGGCUUUUCUAUGUUGUCGCUGAAUAAUGACGUCUACGUCACAGGUGAACAUCCGUCCGUCCGUCCGGCUGCCUGCGUUAGCAUCAUUUUAGCGCUCAAACAAAAUGUCUCCUCUGUAGGUGGCUCGCGGGGCUCCAACACCAACACCUGGUCCACCACGGAGACAUGGAAGUACAUCACCAAGGAGGGGCGGUGGGUCACAGUGGCGCCCAUGCUCCGACCUCGCACCAAUCACUCAUCGGCCACGCUCAACGGAGAGAUUUACGUCAUUGGAGGUACGACGUUGACCCGCGUGGAGGUGGAGCGUUACGACCCGUACCACAACACCUGGACCGCUACGUGUCCCGCCGUCAAGUACGUAACCAACUUCACGUGUACGGCGUGCCAGGGAAAGCUCUACGUUAUCGGCUCCUGCGCCGUCAAGUACAACCCCUUGACCAUGCAGUGCUACAACCCCGUCAUAGACAGCUGGAUGAAUAUCUGCUCCCCAUUCAUCCCCAAGUACCUUUCAUCUCCUCGCUCGGUGUGCAUGGAGGGAAACAUCUACCUGCUGGCUGACAACACUAAAAAAGUCUACUCCUACGACCCCGAUGCUAACAUGUGGCAGAAGAUCCAGCUGCUCCACAUGCUGCACGAGAACGGCGGACUGGUGUCGCUGGAUGGGAGGCUUUACGUGACGGGUGGCCACUGGAAGGGCAUGGAGGGUGACUACGGCGUGGAGGUGGAGGUGUACAAUCGGGCUUCCGACACCUGGGAGGUGGAGGGAGUUCUGCCCAGACUCUGGUUCUACAGCGGCGUAUCCACCAUCUUCCUCGACCCCUCCAACUGGCCUCGUGUCUUCCCCGCAGACGACACGUAGGUGACGUCACGUGAUGGGUGGAGGAGCGAGAGCUUUGUGGUGGUUUAGUUACAAGCAGUGGCGCCUGGACAAAUGCACCAACUUUAUGAGUUUUUCCAGUGGCAAACAGUCGCUUGGUCCAUUUUUUGCUUUGCGUGUGUCAGACACGCUGCCGCUUGAAGCAAUACUAGGUACUGUUAUGCCCUCGCAUGUGGGCAAGGAGAGCCAAAGUUGCCACUACACUUUCAUCUAUUUCCGGAGAAACAGGAGAAACAAGUCAAAAUGAACAAUUGAUUUUUAAAUACAGCUUAAUUCUUCUCCAAUUAUGACUUUAUAUAGUAAGGUUGUACU
This is a messenger RNA of Hippocampus zosterae (dwarf seahorse), 2432 nucleotides long. It is a transcript of the gene klhl30, whose product is annotated as kelch-like family member 30. Bases 219 to 2102 code for a protein of 627 amino acids. The transcript is spliced from 7 exons. Gene Ontology annotation, molecular function: protein binding. The record is from RefSeq and is a predicted model, not a curated record. Lineage: Eukaryota; Metazoa; Chordata; Actinopteri; Syngnathiformes; Syngnathidae.